Molecule: messenger RNA, 354 nt
Organism: Lathyrus sativus (Indian pea)
Lineage: Eukaryota; Viridiplantae; Streptophyta; Magnoliopsida; Fabales; Fabaceae
Source: the annotation of a GenBank genome assembly
AUGGCUGGGAAACAAGGUCAGUUAGAGAUUAAGUUUCGAUUGAGCGAUGGAUCGGAUAUCGGCCCGAAAAGUUUUGCUGCUGCUACUAGCAUUGCGACGCUGAAAGAAAGUAUUCUUAGCCAAUGGCCAAAAGAUAAAGAGUAUCGACCAAGAACUAUAAAAGAUGUGAAGUUAAUUUGUGCUGGAAAAAUAUUGGAGAACAACAAAACAGUAGAGGAAUGUCAGAGUCCAUUGUGCAAUCUUCCUGGCGGAGUUACAACAAUGCUUGUGGUGGUUCAACCACCAAAUUCGGAAAAAGAUAAGAAAGGAGCAAGUGAAGCAACGCAUAACAAAUGUGUUUGUGUUAUAUUAUAA